AUGCUUUAUCGUUUAUUAAAUAAAAAUGUUAUUGGAAAUAAAGAAUCCGAAAAAUGUGCAGAAAUUGGCAAGAACUGGCAAGAAGAACCCGAAAAUGUUAAAAUAGUAUACGAAGCACUUUCUAGAUUGCUUAAAAGUAAAUAUGGAAAUUCUUCCUCCUCAACAUCUACUCCGGACAGCAGCAAUUUUCAAAAUAUAAUGAAUGAAUCAACUUCCCCUUCGAUUUCCAAUUCAUCAUCUCCAACUCCGGACAACAACAAUUUUCAAAAUAUAAUGAAUGAAUCAACUUCCCCUUCGAUUUCAAAUUCAUCAUCUCCAACUCCGGACAACAGCAAUUUGCAAUAUACGAUGAAUGAACCAGACUUGCACUCAAUUUCUUCCCCCUCGUCUCAAAAUUUUUCAUUUGUAUGUGAUACUCCGUACAACAAUUAUUUUCAAAAUAUGAUGAUUGAAUCAAAUAAGCUUGGCUUGCAAUCAACUCCUCAUUCGAUCUCUAGUUCCUCUUUUUCCUCAACAUCUUCUCCUUAUACGGACAACAGAAAUUUGCAAUGUACGAUGAAUGAAUCAGAAACGCUCCCCUCGCCUCAAAAUUUUGUAUAUGGUUAUUUUCCUACUCCGUACAACAAUUUUUCUCAAAAUAUGAUCGUCAUGCAAGCGACUUCCCAUUCGAUCUCUAGUUCCUCUUUCUCCUCAACAUUAUCUACUCCAGACAACAGCAUUUUACCAGAUAUGAAUGCAACUUUACCAUCAAUUUCUCAACCUUCUCAAUUUACAUUUUAUCCUACUCCGGAAGAUAGAAAUUUACAAUAUGAACCAGAUAUCAGUUUUGAAUCAACAUUGCCCCCUUCGAUUUCUGACUCAUCUCAACAACAUCAAUCUACAUUUUAUCCUACACCUCUUUUGGAGUUUGAUGAUUAUUUGUCGAAUUCAGAAGUUGAUAGUAUGUUUCCACCAUUAGAAUUAAUUCAACUUCAACCCACGAAUACAUCACACAUCUCAGAUUUUCACCAAUCCACGAAUACAUCAAACAUCUCAGAUUUUCACCAAACGUUGUCAAAUCAAGAUCAAAUGUCAGACCAGACGACUCUGAAACCUUUUUAUCACUGA
Molecule: messenger RNA, 1107 nt
Organism: Funneliformis caledonium
Lineage: Eukaryota; Fungi; Glomeromycota; Glomeromycetes; Glomerales; Glomeraceae
Source: the annotation of a GenBank genome assembly